Messenger RNA from Phytophthora infestans T30-4, 480 nucleotides. RefSeq lists its product as uncharacterized. The transcript has 3 exons. Bases 1 to 480 code for a protein of 159 amino acids. Lineage: Eukaryota; Oomycota; Peronosporomycetes; Peronosporales; Peronosporaceae. The record is from RefSeq and is a predicted model, not a curated record.
AUGAGCAUCGACAGCAAACAGCUAGGCGACAGUGACGCAUCGACGGCGUCCACCGCUGAGUGUGCGGCCAAGCGCGCCGAGGUGCAACGACUGAGGGAGCAUCUGGACAAGAUUCAGGCCGGGGAAGACGACGAAGAUGCGCUGCUGCUGCUGGCGCUCGCUCAACCCGUGGGCACGACUGACCCGCUCUCGUGUUUCUGCUGCUGUAAGUUCCAGCGUGUCGGACAUAGCUACAUCCUCCAUGAACGACGUGUAGUCUCUGCUGAUGGUAUCGUGAAGACCAAGCUGGUGAUUGUAGGCCCGCAUUGGAUCGGAGUGUUGGUCACGUUGGUAAUUAUCGUGGUGUCUACGGGCUUGUUCCUCUCUCAACAUGUGAAGACUAUGGCGUGGUAUAACACGCUGAUCACGCUGGGACUCUGCAGCGUGACGCUGUACUAUCUGUUCCAGACAACAUGCACAGAUCCGGGUAUUAUUCAGUGA